AUGGAAGCGCAGACGUUGGGAGACUACGUCGGGGACGUCAAGGCGCUCUGCGUGUGUGCGGUCGGCCACGGCGGUCGGCAGUGGCGCGUGCUCGCGGCAGGCAUCGGGUCACACGUGAGGCUGUACGACCUCGACUCCGGAGACCUCCUCGUGGCAUUGCGCGCUCUCCCCGCUGCGCGGCACGUGCACGGCAUCGCGCAGCUGGCCCCGCCCGCCGGCGCGCCGCCCGCGGACACGCCGACCAUCGACCUCCUCGUCUGCGGGGACCGCUGCGUGUCCGUGACGCGCGCGACCCCCGCCGCCAGCCCCGAACAGAGCCCGCGCGACGCGCCCGCGCUCCCGGCGUGGGCCGCGAAGGAGCUCGUGGGCCUCCCGCGGCGCCCGACGUGGGUGCUGGAUGCGCGGCCGGGCGCGGAGCGCGGCGGGUGCCGCUCCGCGUGGGUCGGCCUCAUCGACAACAGCGUGGAGCUGUGGACGCUCGGGGGCGGCGGUGGCGGGGCGCCGCGGCUGGAGCGGCGCGUGGCGUGCGCGUUCUCGGCGCUGCUGUACUCGAUGGCCCUCGCGCCGGGGCGGUCCGGCGACGUGCGUGUCGCCGCGGGCACGAUCAUGAAUGACAUCGUGGUGUGGGAGGCGGGGUGCUCGGAGGGGGGGGGUUCGCGGAGGACGGCGCGGUCGCGCCGGAGAGGGUCCCCGCUCUGCUGCACCUGGCCGGGUGUGGCGGGCGCGGCGUCGCGGACGGCUCGCAAGGUGCUCCGCGGGCACAAGGCCAGGCUGUGGGACGCGGCGUUCCUGUCGGACGACGUGGUCGCCACGGCGAGCGAGGACCGGACGGUGCGGCUGUGGAGGAUCGACGGCGAGGGCGAGGACGGCCGCGAGGUCGAACGGAUCCACGCGCACUCGGGCCGCGGGGUGUGGACGUGCGCGUACGCCGGCGGCGGCGUGCUGGUGACGGGCGGCGCUGACUCAGGGAUCCUGACGUGGCACACGAGGCCCGAGUCGGCCCGGGAGGCCGACGCGGCGUCCGAGUGCGUCAUGAUCGAGAUGCCGGCCGCCACGCGCGGCACGAAUCCGGGCGCAGGGAAAGCGAACAAGACGACUCCCGCACGCGCGGUCGCACUGGCCUCUCCGAAGGUGGCCUACGUCGCGACGAGCGUCGGAUCGCUCUGGAUGGUCGCGCUGAGCGCGGCGGACGCGGCGGCCGAGGGGACCUGGAAGGCGCUGGCGUCCGCUGCCGGGGGCCGCCCCCUGACCUCGGUCGCAGCACUGCACCUCCAGGCGGGCGAGCUGGUCGCUGCAGGGGACGCGUUCGGAGGGCUGUACGUCGCGCACGUGCGCGACGAGCACUGGCGGGCGGAGGGCGAGGUCGGGUGGGCGUGGCAGAUGCGCGCGGCGGACCGCGAUGACGCCUCGCGAGCGACGCAGCUGCAGUUUCCGCCGUCGCUCGCGGGGAGGUGUUUGCUCAGCAUGCACGUCAGCGGCGAGCUGCGCAUCUGGGGGCUGGGCAGCGCCUCGGACGCUGGAGCGGAGCUCGUGCCGCUAGCGGUUGUGUUGUGCAGCGGCACGGCGCGAUACGUGAGUGCGGACGUGUGCGUGGACCGGAGGCUCCUGGCGCUCGGUGACACGCAGGGAAACGUACGUGUGUGCAUGCUGCCGGACGCGACGGCCGCCGCGAUGCGGGACGGCGCAGUCACGGGAUGCGGCGGCGGCGGCGCCUUGCCGCCGCCCCCAUCGCUGCCUGCGUCGGCGCGGGCGACCGUGGCGCACGCGAGGGGCGCUGUCCUGACCGUCGCAGUCCAGCGCGACCGCAUCUACUCCGCGGGGCGCGACGGCCUGCUGCACGAGCACAUGCCGACACGCAGCAACGACGGCACAACGAGCCUCGAGACCGCGGCCUCGCACCGCAUCGGCCCGCUGACGGCGGUCUACGCAUGCGCGGGGGAUCCGCUCCGGUCCGUCGCGGGCUUCGCGGGCGAGCAGCUCGUCGUGUGGGACCUCCUACACCGUCGUCAGGCCGUGCGCAUUUUCGGGGGCAGUCACGCGCGGCCGCACGCGCUGCUGCUCGAGCCCGACCAGCACGCAACGCUCGUAGCCUCGGAGGGCGGCGGCAUGCUGUCGGUGCGGCGCGCGGGCGGGGCGUCGUCCGUAACAACCGCAGGGCUCGCACUGCAACCAACCUUUCAUGGCAAGGAGGUCAAUAGCGCCCUGGCGCUGCCGUCUCCGGGGCCCGCGGGGUCGUUCGUGGCCGUGACGGUGGGCGAGGAGGGCGCGGUGCGGUGCACGCCGUGCCGGGCGCGCGUGGAGGGCCCGGCGCGGUGGCCUGCGUGUGGGUGCGGGUGCGGGGAGGAGCGGGAGCGCGGGUUCGCCGCUGGGGUCGAGGUGGCGAAACUAGGCGCGGGGGCGUCGGCUCGCGCGCUCGCGUGCGUGCGGGCGGGCGGCGGGACGCGCUGGACGGUGGUGGCGGGCGGCGGCAAGGGCGUCCUCGCGGCGCUUGAGCUCGACGUGCGGUGCGCGGCCGAGGGCGUCCGCCACCGGGUGCUGGCUACGCGGGACCCGCCGAAGCUCGGCGCGCGGCCGAAGUGGGAGCGCAUGGCGAGCGGGGUCGCGGCGCACGAGCAUCGUUACAUUGCGGCUGCGGUGUUUCAGUGCGAUCGGCGCGCGACGGUGGCGGUGAUGGCGUGCUCGGACACGUCGCUGACUGCGUUCGUGGUCGACGAGGCGCGCCGGACGUUCGUCGAGGUCGCGUCGCUGCACCACCACGCGUCGCCUGUGCUGGCGCUCGCACAGAUGAAGGUGGCCGGGCGGCAGCUCGUGGUCUCCGGGGACACCGCGGGCGCUGUCGCAGUGUGGGACCUGACGGACGCGGUCUCCGCGGGGGCUCCGCGCGACGAUGCGCCGGCCGCGGUGCGCCCUGCGUGCGUGUGCGCGGGGGUGCACCAGUCCGGCGUGAACGCAAUCGCGGCGUGCGGUGGUGCGUCGGCGGCGACGAUCGUCACGGGCGGCGACGACCAGGACCUCGCUCUGACGGCGCUCGUCGUCGGCGAGGACGGCCGGUGCGAGGGCGUGCGGGCCGCGGGCAGAGCCACGCUCGCGCACAGCUCCGCGCUACGGGGGGUGUGGACGGACGGGCGGCACGUCGCGAGCGUCGGGCUGGACCAAGCGCUCCGGUUCUGGCGGGUCGUCGGCGGCGCGGGUCCGCCAGGCGACGCGCGGGGGGGCGACUGGGGUUUGGAGGAGCUGAGCGCGGGGAUGGUCGACGUUCCUGAGCCGUCGUGUUUGGCGGUCGCGGAGGGGUGCGGCGCGCUCACGGACGACGAGGUAGUCGGCGUGGUGUGCGGGCGGGGCGCGCAGGUCGUCACCCUCCGCCCGCGCGUUCAAAACAACACAUAG
Messenger RNA from Pedinophyceae sp. YPF-701, 3387 nucleotides. The record is from the annotation of a GenBank genome assembly. Lineage: Eukaryota; Viridiplantae; Chlorophyta; Pedinophyceae.